UUCUCAAUACCAUAAAUACCUUCAAAACUAUUUAUUUGAAGUUUUUCAAUACAUUUUAAUAUUUGUAGCUACUUUAAGUUAAUACUUGCAGUCAACUUUUGCAAUAUGUUAGGAGAUAAAGCAGAUUGCAUUCUUUAUUUCACUUGUCACAUUAUUUUACAUUAUGAAGCUUACCGUAGUCCCCUAGAACAGUUGAGUCAGUCACAUGUUCAUUGUAAAGAGCACACAAGAGAAAGUGGGAACUGUUGAGUCCAUAGCAUUCUAUUGGCGAGUCUCUGUUGUGCAGCACACAUUAGGUGAUGAAGUUAAACUUGUAUGCAAUUCACUACCAAAGGUUUGCCAUGUUUUAGAAGUCAAAGAACUCUGUUACCUGAGUUACAUAUACAGCUGCCAUUUUCCCCCCUGUGCUCUCUACUAGAGUUUUUCCUCCCCUCUGCUCAGUGUACACAUGCUGCGCUUCCUUCAGAAAAGCAUGGAUAAAGGAUCAAGUCUACUUCUGGAGAAACCCUGACAAGGGAGGUCCUGCUCCUCCUCUCCAUGGCAGACGCAGGAGGGAUACCGCUUACUUCGAUCCACCCCCGUCUGACCAAUGCUCUACAACCAGCGCCUCAUCGGCUUCCAUUGGUAGUUUUUUAUUCAACGAGAGACUGGACGGACGGAAGGGCGGAGGUGGCCGCAGGCACGCGCAUCGACGAGAUGCCGCACCCGACGGGUUUCUUCUCUAUAGUGUACCAGUGCAGCUGAGCAGGUAAACCUCCAUUCUUCAUGAUGCCUAAUCGCACCGGGCAGGGCACCGUCAAAGCAGUUAUCCUGCUCCAUUCAGCUCCAACUAAAGAUGCCACCAGAGGCUCCCAGGAGGAGGCAGUAGAGGUGCUGCAGCCUGUGAGGUUUGAGUCUGGCCAGGAGAGAGCAGCAGCAGGCAGGCUGACGGCACAGGAGCUUCUGGAGACAGAGCAGGAGCUGGGCACCGUCUUCACCUUCUGCUCAGCGCUGGACACAGCCCUGGGAGGGGGCCUGCCGGUGGGGAAGACCACUGAGGUCUGCGAGACGCCUGGAGUGGGAAAGACCCAGCUCUGCAGGAGGCCUUGAAGGAGCUGACUGUGGAAACAAUCUUUUCCACCCUCGUCCUCGUCCGUUACCAUGACUACGUGGAGCUGUUGGCGGAGAUGUAUCUCCUGGCUGACUUCCUGGCUCAGCACCCUGAGGUCCAGCUGGUGGUGAUUGACAUCAUUGCCUUCCUGUUCCACCAUUGCUUUGAUGACCUCUCCCAGAGGACCCGCCUCCGGAACAGCCUCGCCCAGCAGCUCAUCCAGAUGGCCACCAUUCGCAAUGUCGCAGUAUGACCUGACAUUGUCCACCUUGCUGCCUCACCAGACUUUCACUAAUGUCUUCUCCAUCGUCUGUAUUCUUAACCCGUCUUCCUUUUAUCUGGUGAUAACUAUUUUCUAGGCCUGAUAAAACACAUUUAAAGGAGCAAUAACAACCAAGAAGAGUCCAGUUAUAACCACAUCCUCCCAUCAUUUAUAGAGCCUAUCUACCUACUCCCUAUUGUAAACUACUAUAAUGUAUAGAGCCAUAACUGAGCCAUCCUUCCAAGCCCAACCAAAACUAUGCUCACCAGACUUGCGUUGUGUCUCUCUGUCUCUACUCAGUAUUUACAACGUCCCAUCUCUGGUCCCAAUCCAACCGCGCAUCUAGACUAAGCACUCUCAUUCCAAGAGAUAAAAAGGCUCUUAUUGGUGCAAUGCUGAUUUAAGCGGCCAGGUAGAUUGGGAUCUAAAUGGAAUGGCCGCUCCAUGCCAGGAUGGCGCUGCACAGUUUUUAAUCAGCAAAAUAGUUAUCUUAUGAGCCCUGGAGCAAAUUCACUUUGUUCUAGUAAUUUGUUGGUUGGCGGCACUCAGGGACCCCUUGGAGGACACACAGGAGAAACAACAAAGCCGGUGGACAGAACAACCUGUUCCAAUUUGAGCGGGGGCCCCUAGGGGUCCAUGGAGGUACUGCAGGGGGUCAGCGAUGUUAGUUUAGUUUUCCUUUUCCAAUUAUAAUGUGGGGAGGUCAAAAUAAUGAAAUACUGUCUACCAAAUCUUUUCAUAAAAAAAAUGGUCAUUACUUCUCCUUGCCAUUUAUCACUCACCUGAUGACAAGACAAGGCAUGUGAUUUUUUUUUGGUGGGCUAAGGUAGGAUGGGGGUCCCUGGGUCGCCGGUUUGCCUGGGAGGGGGUCCCUGGACAAGAAAAGAUUGAAGUCAUACCAGUAAUGAUCCUCUGAUUGUGGAGAGCUGGAGUUCUUUUCUGCUGCUCUGCUGUAGAGAGGGAGAGUAUGACUCAUCCUGAUGCAAGCCCACAGGACCUGUCUCUAUGUUUGCUGAGUACAUUCCUACUGUAUGUCUACCAAUACCUAAGUCCACAAAACCUAUUAUUGUGUUACUCGGUUCCCAAGUCCACAUAAUAACCUAGUCUAAAUGCCAUCUCCAAUGUCGUCUCUGUCUGAAAUGACAAUACAGCAUCCCGGCUGUAUUGCUGAUGGAUGGAGCAUCAACACAUAGGCAGGAAAUUAUAAACACUACACAAUAAUUUUGGGUCCCCCAGCCUCACAGCUGUAAGGGACAGCAAUUGAAGUGGAAAAAAGAGGGUGCCACUAAUGUUUUGUUAAGGAGGGAUGUGUUUUAUUCAUCACCAAACUCUUCUUUUCUCAGAACAUACCACUGCAUCAAUGAGACUGAAGAGGACUUUUAACCUUUACUUUUUCUCUCAGGGUGAAAUGAUUAACACAAUAAAUUUUGCCUGUUGUCUUGUU
This is a messenger RNA of Salvelinus namaycush (lake trout), 2796 nucleotides long. RefSeq names its product DNA repair protein RAD51 homolog 3-like. Gene Ontology annotation, biological process: DNA repair; meiotic DNA recombinase assembly; reciprocal meiotic recombination. Gene Ontology annotation, molecular function: four-way junction DNA binding; crossover junction DNA endonuclease activity; ATP binding. Lineage: Eukaryota; Metazoa; Chordata; Actinopteri; Salmoniformes; Salmonidae. The coding region runs from base 766 to 1089 and encodes 107 amino acids. The record is from RefSeq and is a predicted model, not a curated record. Gene Ontology annotation, cellular component: replication fork; Rad51C-XRCC3 complex; Rad51B-Rad51C-Rad51D-XRCC2 complex. The transcript is spliced from 5 exons.